AUGGAAUACGAGACCAUCACAUCAGGGAGGGCAAAGAGAAGCACCGCGGGUAACCGCAUGCGAGAGCUGCUGGAGAAGGCGCACCAAGAGGAUGACGAUGAGCUGUUCCAAGAAGUCGAAGAUGACGAAGAAUUCGUCGCUCCUGUCGACCAACGCGAUGUCUACCUCGACGAAUUUGCGGAUACGGACGAUGAAGGUUCCGGCGACGACGAAGAACGCGCCCUGCAACGCGAAGAACGCCACGUCAAGAACAAAGAAAAAGGCAAAUCCAAAGCCCUCUACGACCCCCUCGCCAAACAGCCCAAGAAGAAGAAGAAGACCGCCAUCGAAGGUGCAGGCGAAUUUAAACAGUCUGAUCUCGACAUGCUCCGCGCGGAAGGGAUUGACCCUGCGACGAUGGCGCCGUCGACGUUGACUUUGGAGAUAAGGAAGAGGAGGAGGGAGAUGAAGCGGCAGGGUAGGUCGGAGGUGAGGAGGUCGAAUUUGAGGGCGUCGACGAUCAAGAAUGAAGCAGAGAUUAUCGAGCGGGAAAAGCUCUCUCUUCUCGCGCUCGAGCAGCCUGGGCGUAAGGGGCGUAAAUCGCAACAUACCACCGGGAUUCCCCAGCCGCACAAACGGAAAUUCACGCAAGACGAGCUUAUUGCAGAAGCGCUAGAAGAAGAAGAGAGGAAUAAGGAGGCGUUGAGGGAUUGGUUGAAGAAGGAGGAUGAGAAACGGAUGUUGAGGAAAGUGGGGAGGAAGAGGGUCAAGGGGCCGAGGUGGACUUGGGUAUCGAGGACGGUGGGCAAGUUGGUGGAUGAAGUGCCGGAAGCCGCCAAGGAUGUUGAAGAUGACCCGCCAGAGGGCGAGCCGAGUGAACCUCAAGAAGCUUCAAAAGCAGUCACGACAGAAGCCCCGAAGGCAGAACCCGAGAAACCUCCCGUCCCCAUCCUGUCCCCGUCUGAAAACGCCCCAUCUCAGUAUACUCGAAACUACAUCAUUCUCUCUCAAAUCCCCGGCGGCUUACCAGCCGAAUUUGGCCUGGUCCUGGGAGAUCAUGUAGCGUGGGACGAGCUCAAAGUGAUCCCGGCAAGAAACAGACCCAUCAAUCGCAUACCACCCCUAUGCCCCUUCACUGGCCUCCCAGCGCGAUACCGCCAUCCCCUAACGCUCACACCCUAUGCCAACGCCGAGGGCUACGCUGCGAUACAAGAUCUUUUGGCGGAGCGCUAUGUAUGGAAUGGAGAGGGGAUGUGUUGGAUGGGAGGGGAAGAGGAGCAGUGGGCGGAUGGGAUGGAAGAGGUUGAAGGGUGGGCGGAAGCUGUGGGUUUGGGGUGGAGAGGUGGGGAGGAGUUGGUGAAACGUGAGGUCGAGUUAAACGGGAAGAAGAGGGGGAGAGAGGGAGAACCAGCUCCGAAAAGAGGCAGGGGCAGGAGGAGAUAG
Molecule: messenger RNA, 1422 nt
Organism: Cryptococcus wingfieldii CBS 7118
Lineage: Eukaryota; Fungi; Basidiomycota; Tremellomycetes; Tremellales; Cryptococcaceae
Exons: 4
Coding region: 1-1422 (473 amino acids)
Biological process (GO): chromatin remodeling; regulation of DNA-templated transcription
Cellular component (GO): nucleus
Molecular function (GO): ATP-dependent H2AZ histone chaperone activity
Source: RefSeq, a predicted model, not a curated record